This is a messenger RNA of Carcharodon carcharias (great white shark), 4681 nucleotides long. Its product is annotated as CCR4-NOT transcription complex subunit 6. Gene Ontology annotation, cellular component: CCR4-NOT complex; cytoplasm; nucleus. The coding region runs from base 348 to 2024 and encodes 558 amino acids. Lineage: Eukaryota; Metazoa; Chordata; Chondrichthyes; Lamniformes; Lamnidae. The transcript is spliced from 13 exons. Gene Ontology annotation, molecular function: protein binding; poly(A)-specific ribonuclease activity. Gene Ontology annotation, biological process: nuclear-transcribed mRNA poly(A) tail shortening. The record is from RefSeq and is a predicted model, not a curated record.
AGGAGGGGAAAACUCUCCGGGAAAUAAUGGAAAGUGGGCGCCAUGAUGAUUGUUUGCUUUUAGAACGGGCUCGCUGGCUUUAUAGGCGAGGGGAAGAAAGGUCUAGAACUUUUGUUAUGUGUUCGCAGGAGAGCAAGAGUGUGAAUGAAGUGUCUAGACAAAUUGAAGUUCAUCUGCUAUCCUUCAGCUGAUUCAUUUAAUGUUGAUAAAUGUAAUGUUUGAAGACUGUUAAUUAAUGAGAUUGGGCUUUGCCCAUCAUAACUGAUAUGCAAAUCCUGGAAUCAUCCUUGCCACUCUUCUGAACAGCCUGAUACAUCAGUGCUCUCUUGAAAGUCAGUGUAACCGGAAUGCCCAAGGAAAAAUAUGAUCCACCUGAUCCACGGAGAAUGUACACAAUUAUGUCUUCAGAAGAAGCAGCAAAUGGGAAGAAAUCAUACUGGGCAGAGUUGGAGAUCAGUGGGAGAGUUAGAAGUUUGAGUUCAUCAUUGUGGUCACUAACACACUUGACUGCAUUGCAUCUUGGUGACAACUCCCUUUCACGUAUUCCUCCUGACAUUGCCAAAUUGCAUAACCUGGUAUAUUUGGACCUAUCGUGCAACAAGAUACGGAGUUUACCGUCAGAGCUUGGAAACAUGGUAUCACUCAGGGAACUGCUUUUGAACAAUAACCUGUUACGGGUUCUACCGUUUGAGCUUGGAAAGUUGUUUCAAUUACAGACCCUGGGUUUGAAAGGAAAUCCUUUGGCACAAGAAAUUCUUAGCCUCUAUCAGGAACCAGAUGGAACUCGUAGGCUACUGAAUUAUCUGCUUGAUAAUUUGGCAGGUACUUCAAAAAGAAUUCAGCCAGAGCAGCCUCCACCAAGGUCAUGGAUUGUCCUACAAGAACCAGAACGAACACAUCCCUCAGCAUUGUUCUCGGUCAUGUGCUACAACGUACUAUGUGACAAAUAUGCCACACGACAGCUGUAUGGGUACUGUCCAUCAUGGGCACUGAAUUGGGAAUAUAGGAAAAAAUCUAUUAUGCAAGAAAUCUUGAACUGCAAUGCGGAUAUCAUAAGUCUUCAGGAAGUUGAAACUGAACAGUACUUCGCUUUUUUCCUGGUUGAACUUAAAGAACAUGGAUAUGAUGGUUUCUUCAGCCCCAAAUCCAGGGCCAGGACAAUGUCCGAAUCUGAUCGGAAGCAUGUAGAUGGCUGUGCAAUAUUCUAUAAGACUGAAAAAUUUUGUCUGAUUCAGAACCACACUGUUGAAUUCAACCAGUUGGCCAUGGCAAACUCAGAUGGCUCAGAAGCUAUGUUGAACAGAGUAAUGACGAAAGACAACAUUGGAGUUGCUGUACUCUUGGAGUUGCAGAAGGAUUCUUUUGAACUAUCCCCUGGCAAGUCAUUUCAUGGUGUGGAAAAGCAGCUCAUUCUUGUUGCAAAUGCACAUAUGCAUUGGGAUCCCGAAUAUUCCGAUGUGAAACUGAUUCAAACCAUGAUGUUCCUGUCUGAGGUGAAGAACAUAAUUGAAAAUGCUUCUCGUACACUUAGACCUGGUGCAGUCACAGGAGACCUUAAUGUCAUUCCUCUUGUACUGUGUGCAGAUCUCAAUUCACUGCCAGAUUCAGGUGUUGUAGAAUACUUGGCCACUGGAGGAGUUGAUACAAACCACAAGGAUUUUAAAGAGCUGAGAUAUAGUGACUGUCUAAUGAAAUUCAGUAAUAUUGGGAAAAAUGGAACUCCAAGUGCAAGGAUCACUCAUGGCUUUAAGCUGAAGAGUGCCUAUGAGAAUGGCCUGAUGCCUUAUACAAAUUAUACCUUUGACUUCAAAGGUAUUAUUGACUACAUCUUCUAUUCGAAGCCUCACAUUAACAUACUUGGUGUUCUUGGACCUUUGGAUCCUAAUUGGCUGAUUGAAAACAGCAUCAGUGGUUGUCCGCAUCCACAUGUCCCAUCUGACCAUUUCUCACUUUUUGCACAACUGGAGCUUCUGCUGCCCUUUGUGUCACCAGUAAAUGGUAUCCAUCUGCCAGGCAGAAGGUAGUUGUGUGUACUCUUUGGAGGGAAGCCUCUUAAACAAUCUUGUAAAAUUGUAAAAUCAAAGUACUGAGGAGUGAAGUAUGGCCAGUAGGAUUGUUGUCUAAAUUAUGUUCUUAAUCAAUUUUUAAAUUUGUUUCUUGGAUAGCUUGUCUAAGUAAUAAACAAUAGUAGUCCGGUGCUAUUUACAGAUAAUGAAAUUCUGAGCCCUGUUUCCUACUUUGUAUACAGUAGACAAAUACUGAAAAUGGGUUUCUUUACAAAGCUUCUACUGCUUUUUGCUUCUGCAUUUUUGGUGUAAAAUGAAGCAAAAUCUCCAGUCACUAUACAAAAGUUAUACAGUUGAUUCCUAUUAGAUUGGGUGGGGAGGAGGCAAUUUGCUGCAAUGUUUUAUUUACGUAGGAAUGUUCACAGAACAGAAACUCACAACUUAAAAUGCAACUGUGCACUUUGAAAUCCAACUAAGUGAAUGAAACAUUUUACAUUGUCACCUUUUAUCUGAACUUUUUGUAGUAUGGUGGAAAGUUUAAUAAAUAGCUACAUAGAGCAAAGAGUGCAGUUGGAAUGGAAAUGGGGGAAGAGAAUUGUAAUCUGACAAUUUAAUUGCUUAAAGGCAUAUUCAAAGAUGAAAGUAAAUACUUCACCUGCAAAUGUUCACAGAAAAAAAAUCUUUUCCUUCAGCUCCCCAAAUUUAAUUUAAAUAUCCAUUAACCUUAUGUGGUAGUUUCAUCCUGGUCAGGGCAACAAUCUUUUUCCCACAUUUAGAUAUGGAUUUGUGGAUUCUUUCCCCUCCCACUCCUUUUUAAAAAAAAACCCUCUGCCUCAAUGCCUAGUAGCUCACAAGUGCACUUCUUUUCUCUCAGUAGAAACUUGGGAGUGCUUCAAGCCAAAGUUAACCAAGAAGAAACUAAAAUGUUUCAGUAAUGUCCUUGUAAACAUCACUAAAAUUGACUGCUGCGGGGUCGUAACCCUAGAGUGUUUCAUGACUUGUUAAUUCAAAGCAAAUAUGCAGGCGUAAAAGGACUGUGAGUUAGUUAUUAAAUUGCCUACUUGACAAAACAGUGAACUAUUUUACUGAAGUGGAAUCAACUGUGUAUUGUUGCACAAAAAUUCUGUCUAGCACUACCUUUUCAGGCCAGUAGUAGCCAUUGAGGACCUUUCUUUCCAUACUUCACUCCCACAAUUUUGAGAAGUGUUUGUAUAAAUUUGAAUUUGAAUUUAGCCUUUAAUGAUUGUAUAUGAACCAUAGAAGACCUGAUUUAGGGCGUUUUGUACUAAAAAGAUUUAAAACAGAUUUGGAAAAAUGAUUGUAUUGUAAACUAAGGCUAAAUUUUUAUCUGUUUCAUGCUUUAAAAAACCAUUUGUAAAGAAAAAAGAAGUUGCAACAGGUUUCCUCUGCUAAUAUUUGCACUGUUCUGGGUUUGUAACUCGUGUACUACUUUUACAGUUGAGGACAUUGUUGAUUUAAAUUCAAGUAUUUCACUCCUCAGGAUUUGGUAUCAGCAUUUGAACCUUAUAAUCUUUGAAUUUACCCAAGUUCCUCUGAUUUAAUUUUUUUACAUGACGUGCCUCAUCAACUUUUUUUAUUUUUUGAGGGGUUUUUUGGAACCAGCACUGCCUGUGCACGCGGAGAAAUCCUGAGCAUCUUCUUUUGAGAUUUUUUUAAAAAAAAUAAAAACUGUUAAGAUUUGUGAGAUUUUAUGAAGACACUUUUGUAUAAGCUCUGUGGCAUUUUUUUUCUUGUGGAGCAAUGAACACCACAUUGUUGAUCAGGUUGGGUACAGUAGGGCACAGAGUAUAACUUCAGCCCAUUGUACCCUAGCACUGCUUCUGUCCCUUUGCACAGUGCUACUUUUCACCAAGGAAAGCUGCAUCAUGUGAGACCAUACACCAUCAAUAUUGUGUGCUUUGAUCUUGUACAGAAGUAGCAUUCCUUGGUAGGAAUUUUAAUGUUCUGAAGCAGUGUAAACUAGAACUGAGCUAUAUUUUGCAUGCAGGUCUUCCAGACAAAGUUUCAAAUCCAUUAUUUUUUUAAAUAGUCAUGAUUUUGUGUUUUUCAGCUGGACCAGAGCUAUAUCUCUACUCUCUGUUCAUUGUGCCAUUGGUAGCAUAUUCUUAAAGCCAAGUGUGCAAGCUUUAGUAGGUUAGCUUUUGCUGUGCUUUUGUUUAAGGUGCUAGGGGGAAGAAGGGGAGCCUUUGGAAUUAGCUUGUACUAUAUUAUGCAUUGAAUGAGCCAGAGGUAUAGUUUGAUCUAGCUUUUUAGUUUCGACUGCAGGCAGAGAGACAAAAGAACACAACAUGACACUAAAAAAAAUUGGACCAGUCUUCAUUCCGGUUUACAGUUAAUGUGGAAUGCAGCUAAGUGGAUUGUGACAAAUUUUAACUGUUUUAAAACAUUUAAUUAAAGACAAAGCACUUAAUUAAGGUGGUGCAGACAAAACCAGAAUGGAAUGAACAAUUUCGGAAAACUCACUAAGUUAAAGAUGUAGUAAAUACCCAUAAUAGAUUUAUGAUGAACCCUUGUCUGGGACCUGCAGUCGUCUUUGUUUGUACAAUUAGCAAACAUGUCCAAUUUAUAAUCAGUAAACUAAUUACUGGUAGUAUUGUUUGUAGUAGAUUUAAUGAGUAGCUUUUUGUAAAGUGUGAAUAAAAGGUGUUUACUCA